AUGAAUUGCCCCUCACGCACAGACGACACCGAAGCACACCCGGACUGGAACCAGAACCCGCAGGCCCUGAGCUCAGACCUAACGACCAGAGCAGACCUCAAUGGGAUUGUGAAUCUCAGAGAAGAGAGACGCACAGAGUCAAGUCCGGAUAAUGACGCCCAAGAAGACAUUCGGGUCAUGCCUGUCGACAGUCCAGAAUCACCCUCCCGUGUCCUCAAAUCACCCACCGCUGUCAAGGUUGAUCCGCUGGAGCAGCAGCGAGCGGCCCUUCAACAAACCCACCCUCGAGGAUUUCAGUUCUUCAGCUCCCCAAGUGCCUUUUUGAACAAGGCUAUAAACACAGCGCAAAAGUAUGCAAAAUUCGUGGGUCCGGGUUUUCUCAUUGCCGUUGCCUACAUCGAUCCAGGAAACUAUGCUACGGAUGUCGAGGCAGGCGCGGCGACGAGAUAUGCUCAUUUAUUCAUCAUCCUGAUGUCCAAUCUGUUUGCCAUCUUCUUGCAAUCUCUUUGCAUCAAACUAGGGAGCGUCACCGGGCUCAACUUGGCUGAAAAUUGUCGGAAACAUUUGCCCAAGUGGUUAACUCUUGUUCUUUAUUUGUUUGCGGAAUCUGCCAUUAUAGCAACAGAUAUUGCAGAGGUCAUCGGUUCAGCCAUAGCCCUAAAUCUUCUCUUGCACAUCCCUCUGAUUGCAGGAUGUGCAAUAACGUUGGUGGACGUCCUGAUUCUUCUCCUUUUCUACCGUCCAAACGGCUCUAUGAUGCACCUGCGUCUGUUUGAGUAUUUCGUCAUGAGCCUCGUCCUUGGUGUUAUGGUAUGCUUUUGUAUACAACUCUCAUUCAUCAAAGACACCAGUGCCGGAGAAGUAUUUAAAGGCUAUCUUCCGUCUUCGGCAGUUGUUGAAGGAAACGGUGUCUAUUUGUCCUGCGGUAUCAUUGGAGCAACAGUCAUGCCUCACUCUAUCUUUUUAGGCUCUGGUGUUGUGCAGCCACGUCUAAAGCAAUUCGAUACGCAGAACGGGCACAUUGUCGCGGGCGAGGAAUCAGACAAUGAAGAGGAGAAAUACGUGCCCUCCAUCUAUGCUAUCCGAGCCUGUCUCAAGUACUCGAUCGUGGAGCUUGCUUCUUCCCUCUUCACUUUUGCCUUGUUCGUCAACUCGGCCAUUCUCAUUGUCUCAGGAGCGUCGCUUUAUCCGGAAACAGAGGCGACAGAGGCAGAUCUUUUUGGCAUCCACGACCUGCUCAGUAAGAAUCUUUCCAAGGCGGCAGGUACUAUUUUUGCGCUGGCCCUUUUACUGUCGGGCACAUCUGCUGGCAUCGUCUGCACCAUGGCGGGCCAGAUGGUGUCUGAGGGCAUGCUGCACUGGACUGUGAAGCCCUGGGUACGCAGGCUGAUCACCCGAUCCAUCAGCAUCGUCCCCAGUAUCAUCAUCGCAGCAGCAGUGGGCAAAGAGGGCUUGAACUCGGCCUUGACUGCCAGCCAAGUGUGCCUCAGUGUCAUCCUGCCAUUUGUCACUGCCCCCCUCCUCUGGUUCACCUGUCGAAGCCACAUCAUGACUGUGAGGACGGACAACAACGGGGAAGCGGUGAAUAUGCGGAAUGGUUGGAUUGUCACGAUCCUUGCUACGAUCAUCUGGCUUGUGCUGGUAGUGAUGAAUGUGGCUUUGCUGGUGCUUGUUGGACUGGGAAAAGCGUAA
Molecule: messenger RNA, 1692 nt
Organism: Fonsecaea nubica
Lineage: Eukaryota; Fungi; Ascomycota; Eurotiomycetes; Chaetothyriales; Herpotrichiellaceae
Exons: 2
Coding region: 1-1692 (563 amino acids)
Biological process (GO): iron ion transport; intracellular manganese ion homeostasis
Cellular component (GO): membrane
Molecular function (GO): cadmium ion transmembrane transporter activity; manganese ion transmembrane transporter activity
Source: RefSeq, a predicted model, not a curated record